AUGCCGCAAAUCAAAGUUAUUCUAUUAGGCACAAGUCACCCCCACAUCUUUCAACGGUAUAAAUAUCUCCAGGAAUCCACCAACAUCACACUUCUUGGUUAUUACGACAGCGAUGAUGAGGUCGCUCGACGCAUGCAAGACCAUGCAGGAUGUCGACGGUACAGCGACCCUGGUAGCCUGCUGGCUCUCCACUCCGACGUUAUACUCAUUCACGGUCGCGAUUGCGAGAACGCGAAGUUUAUCCGCUUGGCCCUGAAUAGCGGAGCGAGAGGCAUCUUCGUCGAGAAGCCUGGUGUCGCACAGCCAACUGAAUUCUACCCGCUGGCAGAAGAGAUCCGUCAACGUAAAAGCACGAUCGUAUUUGAAGUCGGCUGGGAGCUUCACUACCUCGAAACCGUUGCGUUUGCACGAAGGGUUGUCCGCGAGUCCCUGUUGGGGACCAUCACAAUGGCUCGAUUCCACGGCGGGUGCCCCGGGGGCGCUGGGGCGGAACCUUGGCAAUCGGAUGAACAUAAUAUCGGCGGUUUCUUCUAUAGUCUUGGGGGUCAUGUUGUGGAGAUCGCCGUGGAUCUCUUUGGCCUGCCGAUACAGGUCGUCAGUUCGAUUCGCAAGCUCCCAGCACAGCCACCUCAUAAGGGAUUUUCUUGGGUCCCUGGACUUUUCGAUGGGCGGGAAGUAAAUCCAUGGCACGCGAUUGGAACGCUGGAGCAUGAGGACAUUGCAUCUGCAAUACUGGAGUAUGAGCAUUUCAAUGUGCACUUGGACUUUUCCGCGUGGGAAGGGAGUCGAUAUUUAAGAGAUUGGAGCGUGGAAAUCUAUGGAGUCCAAGGGUCCUUGCGAUUGAACAUCGACGGUCCGGGGAGUUGUCUCCUGUUGAAGGAGAAGAGAGAAGAAUGGGGUUCCGGGAGAAAUGAGGUGUUUUCCAAGAGAGAGGUCGAUUUAGCUAUGGCUUUCAAGGAGCAGAUGGAGGGCUUUUUUCGAAGAGUGGAGGGCAUUACACGAGACGAAGAAAGUUGUGAUGAGAGCAUAGCAGAGAAAUUGCUAAGGCUUUACAGUGCUUUGUAUGAGUCGGCUCGGACUCGACAAUGGGUCUCAAUCUAG
Molecule: messenger RNA, 1101 nt
Organism: Penicillium cataractarum
Lineage: Eukaryota; Fungi; Ascomycota; Eurotiomycetes; Eurotiales; Aspergillaceae
Product: Gfo/Idh/MocA family protein
Exons: 1
Coding region: 1-1101 (366 amino acids)
Source: RefSeq, a predicted model, not a curated record